AUGGACUGUGAGCUCACCGCCAGCGUUGAGCUGGAGGGCGACUCCACCGACUGGGAGUUUGUUGAACAACUAAUCAAAGCUCUUGAGAUUCUCGAGCUCAUCACCAAAGAGUUCUCUCUCAAAACGGUCCCAACCCUCCCGAAAGUUCUUCCGUUUUAUAAGCUGAUGGAGACCGAUCUUGAGGCAAAGUCGAAGGAACUUUGUUCUAUUCCCAACCUCUCCGCUGCUCUCCUCGCUGGCUCAAAAAUGGCGACAAAAUACAUCAACAAAGCUCUCGAAGGUGAUUACCCAAUGUUGGCAACCCUUUUGCACCCUGCGUUACGUCUCCGCUUCUUCCAAAACAGCAAUUGGGACCCCAGUGUUGCCAACAGAGCGAAAAAGAUCCUCGUCGAAAUUGUACAGAGGUAUCUGGCAGAGAUUCCAACCUCUGAUACGGCUUUGGUUGCAGAGGCUGCUCCUACCCGCAGUGUCUUCGGUCUGGCAGCAACCAUGGGCUCCAGGACUGGAGGUGUCGCUUCACUUGAUGCCAGUGCAGAGAUAGAGCUUUAUUUCGGAGGCAUCUCACCUGUCGCGGACAUGUUUGAUGAUCCACUCGGAUGGUGGAAGGACCAGGCCGUUACACUCAAAGGUCUUGCGCGUGCUGCGCGUGAUAUCCUCGGCAUUCCCGGAGUCAGUAUCUCUGUUGAACGCCUCUUUUUGAGCCUCCGUCACACUCUGAAGGAGUCUCGGAUGUCUAUGACUCCCGAGAAGAUUGCCAUGAGUGUCAGUACAAAGGAAUGGAUCAAGUCUGGGCUGAAUGAGGGUCUCCAUUACACUGAUUUUAUUCGUAUGCACAGUAAAUAA
Messenger RNA from Mycena citricolor, 843 nucleotides. NCBI's taxonomy places the organism in Eukaryota, Fungi, Basidiomycota, Agaricomycetes, Agaricales, Mycenaceae. The record is from the annotation of a GenBank genome assembly.